Erigeron canadensis is the source of this 1446-nucleotide messenger RNA. RefSeq names its product shikimate O-hydroxycinnamoyltransferase-like. Gene Ontology annotation, molecular function: acyltransferase activity, transferring groups other than amino-acyl groups. Bases 1 to 1344 code for a protein of 447 amino acids. Lineage: Eukaryota; Viridiplantae; Streptophyta; Magnoliopsida; Asterales; Asteraceae. The transcript is spliced from 2 exons. The record is from RefSeq and is a predicted model, not a curated record.
AUGAAGAUCGUGGUAAGAGAAUCAACGACGGUUAAGCCGGCAAAAGAAACACCGAAGAUCAAUCUAUGGAACUCUAACCUUGAUCUGAUAACCCCGCCUAUUCAUGUACCGGUUGUGUAUUUCUACCGGCAGCCCAAUGGUGCCCCCGCUAACUUCUUUGAUGCUAAAGUAAUGAAGGACGCCCUUAGCAGGGUUUUGGUUCCCUUUUACCCCGUAGCAGGGCGAUUUACUAAGGAAGACGAGAAAGAUGGUCGGGUGAUGAUCAAUUGUCAAGGACAAGGUGUAUUGUUUGUGGAAGCGGAAUCUGAUGGUGUGAUGGAUGAUUUGGGUGAUUUUGCACCCACGUCUGAGGUCCAGAAACUAAUCCCGACUGUGGAUUACUCACUAGGAAUGGAAGUAUUUCCGCUAGUUACUGCCCAGGUAACUUACUUCAAAUGCGGGGGGGUUUGUUUAGGAGCUUCGAUGCACCAUUACGUUGCCGACGGGAUAUCUGCGAUACACUUCCUUAACUCUUGGGCCGAAAUGACUAUGGGCCGAAACCUCACUCUCCCACCCUUCAUUAACCGAACCCUCCUUCGGGCUCGGAAUCCACCACAACCAGUUUUCGAACACAUCGAGUACAAGCCCACUCCAACAUCGAAUUCCCCAAUCCAAUCCCCAUCAAGUGAUCAGCCCAUGGUCUCAAUUUUCAAGUUAUCACGAGAACAACUUAAUUUCCUCAAAUUGAAAUCAAAAGAAGAUGGCAACAAAGUUAGCUACAACUCCUUUGAAUUGCUAAUGGGCCAUCUUUGGAAUUGUGUGUGUAAAGCCCGUGGGCUAAAGAAUGAUCAAGAAACCAAGCUAUAUAUAGCCACCGAUGGCCGUGUUCGUUCUCAGCCCUCAUUACCUCUCGGUUAUUUUGGGAAUGUUGUCAUGACAACCGUUCCUGUAGCAAUUGCAGGUGAAAUCAAAUCUAAUUCUAGCUCGUACGCAGCUAGUAAAGUUCACGACGCACUAGAAAAGAUGGACAACGACUAUUUAAGGUCAGCACUCGACUAUUUAGAACUAGAGCCCAAUUUACUGGCUAUUGCGUAUGGUAUGGCGGAGACUUUUAAAUGCUCGAAUCUUGCAAUAACUAGUUGGUCUGGCAUCUCGGUUCACGAUGCUGAUUUUGGAUGGGGAGAGCCUAUAUAUAUGGGGCCUGGUGGCAUUGCGUUGGAAGGUUUGGCUUUCGUGUUACCAAGCCCGAUCAAAGACAAAAGUGUAUCGAUAGUCAUUUCGUUGCAAGCUGAACACAUGAAGGUUUUUAGCAAGUUAUUUUAUGAAAUCUUCCGUGAGGAUUCUUCCUUGCCAUCGAAACUAUGAUUGCAAACGUUGCUUUAUUAUCAUCAAUUUGUACUUCCCGUCCCACUAAACUUGUCAACUUUUAAAUUUUCAAAGUCAAACUUUACGAACUUUAACCAUAUA